Messenger RNA from Cryptococcus amylolentus CBS 6039, 669 nucleotides. RefSeq lists its product as hypothetical. Bases 1 to 669 code for a protein of 222 amino acids. The record is from RefSeq and is a predicted model, not a curated record. The transcript is spliced from 4 exons. NCBI's taxonomy places the organism in Eukaryota, Fungi, Basidiomycota, Tremellomycetes, Tremellales, Cryptococcaceae.
AUGUCCGCCCCCGAAGCCACAGGCACACGCCAACGCGUCUCCAAGCUUGACGCCCCCACCGAGGAGCACAAGAACCCCUCGUCAUUGAGCGCCAAUCCCACCAAGAAGGUUGAGCGCAACAAGCCCAAUGUAAAACCACCCUUCAUUGAUGUCUCUAUGAACAAGUUCCUCACCUACCUCGUCCUUUCCUUGCUUCUCGUGCUCAGUUUUUAUGUGUGGCGCUUUACGGUGUGGGCCCACAACGCGGGGGGAUACUGGGCACUCAUGACUGGUCAUCAUAUAUCACCUGCCGCCCAGGCGGCGAGGGAGGCGGCGAGUGCAGCCAGCGCAAGUUCGAGUGUGGCUGCUGCCACCGCUAGCAGUGUCUCCAAGGCCGGCAGCAAGUCCGGAGCUCCUUCUGAUAUCAAGCCCAAGCCCACCCAAGCUGCCUCCAACCCUGAACAAGACAUCCAAUCCCAGAUCUUCCAACUCGCCGCCGCCCUCGGCAUCAAACCCGCCGAACUCUCUUCUGCGAUCCGUCCUCUUGUUGACCCCUCUGCGCCCGACCCUGCUGAGAAGGUCAAGCACGAGGCCGAGGCGCUCAAGGCUGAGAUGGAGGCAAAGCAGAAGGAGAAUGAGAACCAGGAGGGCGGCGUUUUGGACAUGUUAGGGGAGGCUUUGUUGGACUAG